UUUUCCGCUCUUGCUUCGGCGCCACUCGGCUCCCUUCCCGCCCCUUGCUCCCUCCUUCCCUCCCUCUCCUCCCUCCCUCCCUCUCCUCCCUCCCUACUGUCCUGGGACUGCCUGGAGCGCCGCACCGCGAGUUUGCCGCAGCACUUUCCGCGCGGCGGAAGAGCGUGCGCCAGCUUCGGCACACCUGGGUGCCCGAUCCCAGCCACACGCCUCGUCCCCUACAAGCUCCUCCGAGCCCCACCAGCUGCUGGGGGAGCGGCGGCCGUCCCGCUCCUGGAGGUUGUCCCCUGGCAUCCUCGGGGCCGCAGGAAGGAAAAGGAGGCAGCGGCCGGAGCCCUGGUGGGCGGCCUGAGGUGAGAGCCCGGCCAGCCCCUCUGGGAAUAUGGCGACCGGUGGCUACCGGACCAGCAGCGGCCUUGGCGGCAGCACCACAGACUUCCUGGAGGAGUGGAAGGCUAAACGCGAGAAGAUGCGCGCCAAGCAGAACCCCCCGGGCCCGGCCGCCCCGGGAGGGGGCAGCAGCGACGCCGCUGGGAAGUCCCCCGCGGGGGCUCUGGGCACCUCGGCGGCCGCCGCUGCCAACGAGCUCAACAACAAUCUCCCGGGCGGCGCGCCGCCCGCACCUGCCGUCCCCGGCCCCGGGGGCGUGAACUGCGCGGUAAGCUCCGCCAUGCUGACCCGGGCGGCCCCCGGCCCGCGGCGGUCGGAGGACGAGCCCCCAGCCGCCUCAGCCUCGGCUGCACCGCCUCCCCGGCGUGACGAGGAGGAGCAGGACGGCGUCCCGGAGAAGGGCAAGAGCUCGGGCCCCAGUGCCAGGAAAGGUAAGGGGCAGAUCGAGAAGAGGAAACUGCGGGAGAAGCGGCGCUCCACCGGCGUGGUCAACAUCCCUGCUGCAGAGUGCUUAGAUGAGUAUGAAGAUGAUGAAGCAGGGCAGAAAGAGCGGAAACGAGAAGAUGCAAUUACACAACAGAACACUAUGCAGAAUGAAGCUGUAAACUUACUAGAUCCAGGCAGUUCCUAUCUGCUACAGGAGCCACCUAGAACAGUAUCAGGCAGAUAUAAAAGCACAACCAGUGUCUCUGAAGAAGAUGUCUCAAGUAGAUAUUCUCGAACAGAUAGAAGUGGGUUCCCUAGAUACAACAGGGAUGCAAAUGUUUCAGGUAAUCUGGUUUCAAGUAGCACACUGGAAAAGAAAAUUGAAGAUCUUGAAAAGGAAGUAGUACGAGAAAGACAAGAAAACCUAAGACUUGUGAGACUGAUGCAAGAUAAAGAGGAAAUGAUUGGAAAACUCAAAGAAGAAAUUGAUUUAUUAAAUAGAGACCUAGAUGACAUAGAAGAUGAAAAUGAACAGCUAAAGCAGGAAAAUAAAACUCUUUUGAAAGUUGUUGGUCAGCUGACCAGGUAGAAGAUUCAAGACUCAAUGUGGAAAAAAUAUUUUAAACUACUGAUUGAAUGUUAUGGUCAAUGCUAGCACAAUAUUCCUAUGCUGCAAUACAUGAAAAUAACUAAGCAUGUAUAUUUAUUUCUAGAAAAUGGAUGUUUGUUUUCAAAAUACUUCUUUUUCAUUAUUGGUUUUAAAAAAAGCAUCAACCUUUUAUCUCACAAAUAAGUAAUAUCUUUCAGUUAUUAAAUGAUAGGUAAUGCCUUUUUGGUUUUGUGUGGUAUUCAACUAAUAGAUGGUUUAAAGUCACAGCUGUUUGAAUAUAUUUUAUCUUUGGUAGUACAUUUUCUCCCUUAGGAAUAUACAUAGUCUUUGUUUACAUGAGUUUAAAUACUUUUGGGAUAUUACCUACACAUGCCUUAUUACUGAUGUGUGCAACCUUUUAUGUGUUGAUGACUCACUCAUAAAGGUUUUUGUCUACUGUCAUUUCUUUCCACUUAUUCUAAGCAUUUAGAGUAAUAGAGUCAUACUUUUGUAUAACAGCAACCUUUUAAAAGGAAAGCUCUUAUAAAGUCACUGUCAUGUUCUAGUCGAUUAAAUAUAAAUUUAAGAGAAUACUUGAAUUGCGCUAUAGUAAAUAAAAAUUUACUAUUUUGUGUUUGAAUAUUGAAAAAUUGAAUCACUUUAACUCCUGAAAAACAUACAAUUGUAAUUUUAAUGUAAAAUUUCUUAUGUAGGUACUACCUUUUUUUUAUUGUUCUAAGGUUUGCAAGUGAACAUAGGAUAUUUUAAAAGUUGUUUGUUCUUCAGGCCUGGAAAGUGUACAAAGUCAGUGUAGGAGAAAAAAAUCCAUAUUUUUAUUAUAUUAGCAUGCACACUAAAAUAAAAACCAAAAUGUUAUUCAUACUUAAAACAUUUAUACAAAACAAUAUGUAAGCAGAAAUAGUACUAAAAUACUUUGCCUGAUUUCUAAGUUGAAGAAUAACACUGUGACACAGUUUUUUUCAUAUGAGAGAAUAUUCCCCUAUUUCAAUUUUAAGGGAUUUUCUUCCUAGCUUUGAAAUUUUAAAAACAGAAUUACUUCUAAAGAAUUAUACAAAUUUUCUCUUGUAUUAAAUAUUAUUAUUAGAAUUGUUUUUGUAUUACAUUUUCAUGUUAAGAACCCCCUUCCCUUAACAUACAUUGACAUUAU
This is a messenger RNA of Rhinopithecus roxellana (golden snub-nosed monkey), 2573 nucleotides long. RefSeq names its product pro-apoptotic WT1 regulator (gene PAWR). The transcript is spliced from 7 exons. Bases 383 to 1405 code for a protein of 340 amino acids. NCBI's taxonomy places the organism in Eukaryota, Metazoa, Chordata, Mammalia, Primates, Cercopithecidae. The record is from RefSeq and is a predicted model, not a curated record. Gene Ontology annotation, cellular component: cytoplasm. Gene Ontology annotation, biological process: positive regulation of apoptotic process; apoptotic process.